This is a messenger RNA of Ornithorhynchus anatinus (platypus), 1889 nucleotides long. RefSeq names its product protein O-glucosyltransferase 2 (gene POGLUT2). Gene Ontology annotation, cellular component: endomembrane system. The coding region runs from base 104 to 1663 and encodes 519 amino acids. The record is from RefSeq and is a predicted model, not a curated record. The transcript has 11 exons. Lineage: Eukaryota; Metazoa; Chordata; Mammalia; Monotremata; Ornithorhynchidae. Gene Ontology annotation, molecular function: glucosyltransferase activity; protein binding.
CGCGGGGGAGCGGCUGCGGGGGAGGUUGCAAGGGAGCUGCAGGGGAGGUUGCAAGGGUGCUGCGGCAGCGGGCCGGACGAGGGCCCGGGAGGCGGCGCCGCCCAUGUGGGCCGCGGCGCUGCUGUGCUGCUGCUGCUGCUGCUGCUGCUGCUGCUGGGCGGCGGGGGCGGGCGAGCGGCCGAGCCCGCGUUGGAGCCGGCUGUGGGGCCCCGGCCUGCGAGCCCGGCCCGUCCUCCCCGCACGCUACUUCUACAUCCAGGCCGUGGACGCCCAGGGCCGCAGGUUCACGACGUCUCCAGGGGAAAAAGCAUUCCAGGUUAAGAUCUCAGCCCCCGACGAACAGUUCACUCGCGUCGGGGUUCAGACGUUAGAUCGAAAAGAUGGAUCUUUCAUCGUGCGCUACCGAAUGUACGCGAGCUACGAGAACCUGAAGAUAGAGGUCAAAGUCCAAGAUGAACACGUGGCCGAGUCCCCGUAUAUCUUAAAAGGGCCCGUUUACCAUGAGAAUUGUGACUGCCCUCAGGAAGAUAGUGCUUCGUGGCUGGAGGUGAUGAACUGUCCGGCGUCCUUUCCACAAAUUCAGAGAGAUCUGGCGCAUUUUCCCACGGUCGACCCAGAUAAAAUUGCAGUGGAGAUCCCACAGAGAUUUGGACAGAGACAGAGCCUGUGUCAUUACACUGUGAAAAAUAACAAGGUGUACAUCAAGACUCAUGGAGAACAUGUGGGUUUUAGGAUUUUCAUGGAUGCCAUAUUGCUUUCUUUGACGAGAAAAGUGAAGAUGCCAGAUGUUGAAUUCUUUGUCAACCUGGGAGACUGGCCCUUGGAGAAAAAGAAAUCCCCAGAUAAUCUCCAUCCUAUCUUUUCAUGGUGUGGAUCUACUGACUCCAAGGACAUUGUGAUGCCGACCUAUGACUUGACCGACUCCGUCUUGGAAACCAUGGGCCGAGUGAGCCUGGACAUGAUGUCCGUCCAGGCUAACACGGGACCCGCCUGGGAGGAUAAAAACACCACCGCUGUGUGGAGGGGCCGAGACAGCCGAAAAGAGAGGCUCGAGCUCGUAAAACUCAGCAGGAAGCACCCGGAAAUCAUAGACGCCGCCUUCACCAACUUUUUCUUUUUCAAGCACGACGAGAGUCUCUACGGUCCCAUCGUCAAACACAUUUCCUUCUUUGAUUUCUUCAAGCAUAAAUAUCAGAUCAACGUGGACGGCACAGUCGCAGCCUAUAGGCUUCCCUACCUCCUGGCAGGCAACAGCGUUGUCCUGAAACAAGACUCCAUCUACUAUGAACAUUUUUACAAUGAGCUGCAGCCUUGGGAACACUACAUUCCAUUUAAAAGCAACCUGAGCGAUCUCUUGGAGAAACUGAAGUGGGCCAAAGAUCACGACGAAGAGGCGAAGAAUAUAGCAAAAGCAGGACAGGAAUUUGCAAGAAAUAACCUCAUGGGGGAUAACAUCUUUUGCUAUUACUUCAAACUUUUUCAGCCUUCUGUCACUUCAAGAAGAGAACUUAACUUCCUGGGCUCAGACCGAAUUACGGAAUAUGCCAGUUUACAAGUGAGCGAACCCCAAAUCCGAGAUGGUAUGGAGAAGGUGGAGCCUCAGGCUGAAGAUGACCUUUUUCCGUGUACUUGCCACAGAGACAAGGCCAGGGACGAACUCUAACCUGAAGAAGAUUUUCUCUUGGAAUGUUGACUGCUCUGAAGAACUUCUCCUAAGCCAAAAACAUAAAAGAUUGUUCUUAUUGCCACACUUCAGUGGACAAUACGAAAUAUAUAUCGUGCAAUAGUUUGAAUAAACAACCCAUAUUCCUCUUCUAUGAUGAAGUAUGUUACCAAGCUCUGUUUUAAGCAGUAUUUUACAGUUUUGUAAUAAAACCAUCUAUAACAUU